AUGGCACCCUCUGCAAUGACUGACACAGAGUUCAUCCAGCUACCUGUUUACUCAAAACAUUCAAACCAGGUUACUGCCUCUGUCCUACACGGGCCUCGAGAUUUGCGACUAGAAGUCAGAAGUAUCGAGGCGCCUGACCUUGGUGAAUUACAGAUUGCCAUCAAAUCCACUGGCAUAUGUGGCUCAGAUGUCUCAUAUUAUAAAAAGUUCGCCAAUGGCGAUCUAUGUGCCUGCGCUCCUUUGUCCCUAGGGCACGAAUCGUCCGGGACGGUCGUGGCUGUCGGGCCCCAGGUGCAUGGAUUCAGAGUUGGCGAUCGCGUUGCCCUAGAGGUUGGAGUCCCUUGUGGCCAGUGUGGUAUCUGCCGAAAAGGCAGGUAUAAUCUAUGCAAAAAGAUGCGAUUCAGGAGUAGCGCCAAGAGUGUUCCUCACUUUCAGGGGACCCUUCAGGAGAGGAUAAAUCAUCCAGCAAUCUGGUGUCAUAAAUUACCAGACCAGGUUUCCUUCGAAGCCGCUGCCCUACUUGAACCACUUUCCGUCGCUAUUCAUGCUGUGAACCGUGCUACUCCGGCACCAGGCUCUACAGCUCUAGUCAUCGGUGCUGGAACUGUUGGACUCUUGACUGCUGCGAUGGCACGCCAAUCUGGUUGCACGUCUGUCACCAUUACCGAUGUAGACGCUGGCCGUGUCAAGUAUGCGUUAGAAAAAGGAUUCGCUACCCAUGGAUUUGUUGCUCCUAAUCCAUCAAAUCCCUCGUCUAACAACUCAAUAAACACAAAUUCCGGGAGCUCCACUCCCUUAGAUCCUGGCACUAUGACCCCAGCAAGUCUAUUUUCCAAUACUAUUCACGAUCAGCUCGAAAGUGCAAAAGGACUCGCAGCAGAAAUACUCUCUCUUACGAGGUCAGAUCUACAAAGCGAGACCGAAGACGAGGGCGUCGAUGUGACUUUCGAGUGUACUGGAAAGGAGGCUUGUAUGCAUACUAGCCUCUACGCAACCCGCCCGGGUGGUAAGGUGGUCAUGGUUGGCAUGGGUACGCCAAUUCAGACGCUCCCAAUGUCUGCCGCGCACCUGAGGGAAGUCGAUAUCCUCGGAAUAUUUCGAUAUGCGAACACAUACGGCACUGGUAUACGAUUACUAUCUGCCCAGGGACAGGGCGGAGCUGGUUUCACCCUACCAAGCCUCGACGACAUGGUGACCCAUCGAUUUAAAGGCCUCGGCGCUGCAAAGCAUGCAUUCGAACUUGCUAGCAGGACUAUGGAUGAUGACGGCAAUCUAGUACUGAAGGUCGUUAUCGAGGCUUAA
Molecule: messenger RNA, 1302 nt
Organism: Daldinia caldariorum
Lineage: Eukaryota; Fungi; Ascomycota; Sordariomycetes; Xylariales; Hypoxylaceae
Product: GroES-like protein
Exons: 3
Coding region: 1-1302 (433 amino acids)
Biological process (GO): D-sorbitol catabolic process
Molecular function (GO): L-iditol 2-dehydrogenase (NAD+) activity; zinc ion binding
Source: RefSeq, a predicted model, not a curated record